AUGUCUCUUCGAUUUUCUGGUGGAUCCAGGCAUAUUUGCUUACGGCCUGGAACUGGAUCAGCUGGACCAUCCAACGGAGGCACACGCUUUGCAGGCAGCAAUGCAUGUGGCAGCUCGGUUGCUGGAAGUGGAUUUUCCUUGGGAGGAGGCUUGGGCAGUGUACCCGGUGGGAGUCAUGCCGGUGGUGCCCUUGGAAAUGCUGUCUGUGUUGGCUUUGCUGCGAGUGAAGGGGGACUUCUCUCUGGAAAUGAGAAGGUGACCAUGCAAAAUCUUAAUGACCGCUUGGCAUCCUACCUGGAUAGCGUGCGAGCUCUGGAGGAGGCAAAUACUGAAUUAGAGAGAAAAAUCAAGGGUUGGUAUGAAAAAUACGGACCUGGAUCUUGCCGAGGACUUGAUCAUGACUACAGCCGAUACCAUCUAACAAUCGAGGAUCUUAAGAAUAAGGUUAUCUCUUCCACUACUGCUAAUGCUAAUGUCAUUCUACAGAUUGAUAAUGCCAGACUGGCCGCUGAUGAUUUCCGGCUAAAGUAUGAAAAUGAGCUUACCCUUCACCAAAAUGUAGAGGCAGACAUCAAUGGAUUACGGCGUGUCCUGGAUGAGCUGACCCUCUGCAGAACUGACCAAGAACUGCAGUAUGAAUCCCUGAGUGAAGAGAUGACCUAUCUCAAGAAGAACCAUGAUGCGGAGAUGAAGGCUCUGCAGUGCGCAGCCGGAGGUAACGUGAAUGUGGAGAUGAACGCUGCUCCCGGAGUGGACCUCACAGUUCUGCUGAACAACAUGCGAGCGGAGUAUGAGGCCCUUGCUGAGCAGAACCGCAGGGAUGCAGAAGCCUGGUUCAACGAAAAGAGUGCCACUCUGCAGCAGCAGAUCUCCGACGACGCUGGUGCAGCCACCACCGCCAGAAACGAGCUGACCGAGAUGAGGCGCAGCCUGCAGACCCUGGAGAUCCAGCUGCAAUCCCUGCUGGCAACGAAACACUCCCUGGAGUGCUCCCUGGCAGAGACCGAGGGCAACUACUGCACGCAGCUGGCCCAGAUCCAGGCUCAGAUCGGGGCCCUGGAGGAGCAGCUGCACCAGGUCAGAACUGAGACCGAGGGCCAGAAACUUGAGCAUGAGCAGCUCCUGGACAUCAAAGUCCACCUGGAAAAAGAAAUUGAGACGUACUGCCGCCUGCUGGAUGGUGAUGGAAAUUCGUGCUCCAAAUCAAAGGUUUUUGGAUCAGGAAGUUCAGGGAAUCCAUCGAAAGAUUUAUCCAAAACCACAUUGGUAAAGACAGUGGUUGAAGAGAUAGAUCAACGUGGUAAAGUGCUUUCAUCGAGGGUUCACUCCAUUGAAGAAAAGCAUCUAAAGUGA
Messenger RNA from Tupaia belangeri chinensis (Chinese tree shrew), 1353 nucleotides. It is a transcript of the gene KRT28, whose product is annotated as keratin 28. Gene Ontology annotation, molecular function: structural molecule activity. The record is from RefSeq and is a predicted model, not a curated record. Gene Ontology annotation, biological process: epithelial cell differentiation; intermediate filament organization; hair follicle morphogenesis. Gene Ontology annotation, cellular component: cytoskeleton. NCBI's taxonomy places the organism in Eukaryota, Metazoa, Chordata, Mammalia, Scandentia, Tupaiidae. The coding region runs from base 1 to 1353 and encodes 450 amino acids. The transcript has 8 exons.